AUGUUCGCCUUCUUCGAUUCGGCCACUGUGGAUCGUGUAAUCCAGGCUUUGCCGCCCGUCGGAAUUGGGAUCAAGUACAACCUGCCUCAGGCGCGCAAGUCAACCUCGGCGACCCCGGCCCAACUGUUCGCGCAGUCAAGCCUCACCCAGCGCUGGCAGCAACGGGAGAUGUCCAACUUCGAUUACCUCAUGUACGUGAACACAAUCGCGGGACGCACUUUCAAUGAUCUCAACCAGUACCCCAUUUUUCCGUGGGUUUUGGCCGACUACACCAGCAGCCAACUAGACCUCAGUCAGCCGGCUAGUUUCCGCGACCUAUCUCGGCCGAUUGGCGCAUUAAACGUGGAGCGGAAGGCGUUCUUCGACCAGCGAUACGCGGAAUGGGAGGAUGAGACACAGGCUCCCUUCCAUUAUGGCACUCACUAUAGCACAGCCGCUUUUGUACUCAACUACCUGGUUCGGAUGGAGCCGUACACGACGCUCUUUCUCAACCUGCAGGUAAAUCGAAAAACGGCCAGUUAG
Messenger RNA from Protopolystoma xenopodis, 522 nucleotides. The record is from the annotation of a GenBank genome assembly. NCBI's taxonomy places the organism in Eukaryota, Metazoa, Platyhelminthes, Monogenea, Polystomatidea, Polystomatidae.